UUUUUUUUAUAAAAAAAAUAUGUUUUUAUUAUAAACAAAAACAACAUGAAUGCUAACAAAGGCUUGGAUUUAGACUCAUUGGGAAAUAUUUGUAAAUACCUAACGUUAGCAGAAAAAGUGGAGUUUAUUUUGGCAAAUGACGAACUAGAAAAAUGGAAGUGAAUUGUUACAUAAAAAAGAAAUAAUAGUGAGAGACAUGGAUCUAAGUGACAAGCAAUUCAGCAAGUUGAUAAGGGUUAAUAGUGAAAUUCUAAAAAAAAUAAAAUUAUCAGUGUUAGUGAGUCAGGAAAGAAUAAUUGAGGGUCCGGAUGCAAUAACCAGACGAGCGCUCGAAUACAAGAAAACGCUAUGUUUCGAUACCAUAUAGAACACGUCUUACGUACACAAGUCAUCCCGAACUAACGUGUGUUAUUGAUGGAAUGAAUAAUUUCGAAUACCAGGAUGAUCCAGUCUCUUCACCUGCUGUCAAUGAAGAUAGUUUUGAAGUUAUCAGUGAUGAUAGCAGUGAUACACCAGAUAAUAGUUACAAUGAAGAUUAUUAUAAAAAUAUAUUAAUGAAUGACGAGGAGAUUGAUCUUAGAAUCGAAUCUGUAGAGUUAAGCUUUGAAAAUUUGCAAGAAAUCAUGAACGAUGAUCCUCUAUACGAUAUCAGUGAUGAAGAAGAUAAUAUCGAUGAUACUGUCAUUGAUAAUUUAGAUUUAAACUCUAUAGAAUCUGGCUUUGUUUACUCAGGUUGCAAUAUGACAACUGACAAAGCGGUCCUUGAACUUAUGACAAUACAUCUUGAAAAAAAAUUUACGAAAUCAACAUUGAACUGCUUUAUAAAAUUAAUUCAGAAGCUUCUUCCUGAUUGCAAUCAAAUGCCUAAAACAAUCUACAAAUUAUUUGAGUACAUUAAGCAAAAAGCUCCUCCAGAAACACUAAUAAAACAUUAUUAUUGUGAACAAUGUCGAAAAUAUAAAGAAACUGAGAACCGAGCAUUAAUUUGCAGUGCAUGUGAAAAAACUGAAAGAACAAAGUUUUUUUAUGAACUUGAUAUUUCGAAUCAAAUCAAAUACUUAUUUGAACAUAGAAAUCUUUCAAGUAAACUUAUACCGUUCAAUGAUCCUCAAAACGAAAAUAUUAUCUCUGAUAUUAGAGAUGGGUCUGAAUAUAAAAGAGUGAAUUCACGACCUGAUCGGAAUCUUUAUGAUUUAACUUUAAUUUUAAACACUGAUGAUCUAUCUUUAGUGAAAAGCAGCAAAAGUAAUUGUUAGCCCCUGAUGUUCAGAAUCGGUGAGCUACCACCUCAUUUGAGGGAAAAUUUUAUUGUCGUAAUUGGUCUUUGGUAUGACUCCGAAAAAAAACCUCUGAUGAAUACUUUUCUUCGCCCUUUUUGCUCCUAGCUAGAAAAGUUAUACGUAGAUGGCGUGCAUUGGAUUAAUCCAGAAACACAGCAAGUUUGUAUUUCAAAAAUUGUAGCUCCUUUAUUUACUGCAGAUGCUCCAGCCAGAGCAGAUAUCCUAAAUAUGCAAAGUUUUAACGGUAAAUUUGGAUGCAAUAUUUGUAAAAUCAUGACUUCAAGAUGCGAAACAAUAAUUAAAGGGAAGCGCGCUGUACGCGUUUAUGCAUUUGCAGAAAAUUUGAGUAAACUACGAACUGACGCAAGCAUAAAAGCCCAAGCCAGUAAAGCUGACCAGGCUAUUCGGUUAUCUCAAAAUUCCCGAACAGCUCAUAUUAUGGGAAUAAAAGGAACUACCAUUAUAUCUACAAUACCAUCACUUCUGUUAUCAACCUGUACUACGCCUGAAUUCUUACAUUCUGUGCUACUUGGUGUGGGCAAGUAAAUUGGCAAUUGCUGGGCCAAUAAAAAAUGACCAUGGAACAUUGGACGUUUUCGUAACACUAUUGAAAGUUUCCUAAAAAAUAUUCAACCUCCAUCUUUUUUUCACAGAAUGCCAUGUAGUAUUUUCGAAAUUCACUUUUUUAAAGCUUGGGAAAUAUUAGUGUGGAUUCUAUAAUAAUCUCUUCCAUCUUGUGCCGACAAGUUACCUCAACCAUCUAUACAACAUUGGAUAUUAUUUGUUAAUGCUUUAUUUAUUUUAAUACAAGAAAAAAUAACGCAAGAAGAUAUACUUCGAGCAAAUAUUUAUUUUAAAUUAUUUGUGAGAGAUAUGAAAGAGUUAUACAAUGAUAGAGAGUACACAUAUAAUGUCCAUCAAUUACUACAUCUUGCAUUAUGCGUAGAACGUUGGGGUCCUUUACAUUUGGUAUCAGCUUUUCCUUUUGAAAACUACAAUGGAUUUUUAGCUCACUGCGUUCACGGUUCAAAACAUCAAGGGGAAAAAAUUAAGAAAAAUCUUAUCACUCAAGGUACACAAAUAUUGAGGAGUUGCUGUACUGAUUAUGAUAAAGAUAGAGUAGAGAAAAACCGUUUUAUAUUCCUUGGAAUACCACGGUUCGGCCGUGAAUUUAUUAAUGAAUAUGAACGUAUAAUACUCACAGAUCAUUUUCCAGAUCCUAAUGAUAUAAUGGUAUAUGGUCGGGCAAAGUUCCGAGGUCUCCCUCUUUCUUCUCAAUUUUACAGGAAGACAAAAACAAAAAAUUCAUUUAUAAAAAUUAAAUUUAAUAAUGCAAUGAUUUAUGCCUUGAUUCGAUUUUUUUUUUAAAUCGGGAACGAUGAAUAUUUUAUGUUUCAAUAUUUUACUAUUGACUCUGAAAAAAAAUUCAUUCAUACAGAAACAAAGAGAGAAGUCAAACAUAUAUUGCCUAUCCAAAUGAAAAAUAAAUAUUCACUUUUAAAAGGAACUGAUAUAUUUUCUAUAAAUGUUCUAAUUAAAGUUGGGGAUUACGUUUGCGAACAACCAAAUAACCAUAUGGCUGUAUUCUAAUAAAAAAAGAAAAUAUAUGUAUAUUUUAGUGUUAGGAUUUUUUCAAGACGGUCCUUCCCUAUCCC
Aphidius gifuensis is the source of this 2935-nucleotide messenger RNA. RefSeq lists its product as uncharacterized. The transcript is spliced from 2 exons. Lineage: Eukaryota; Metazoa; Arthropoda; Insecta; Hymenoptera; Braconidae. The record is from RefSeq and is a predicted model, not a curated record. The coding region runs from base 420 to 1256 and encodes 278 amino acids.